This is a messenger RNA of Jatropha curcas, 2627 nucleotides long. RefSeq lists its product as uncharacterized. Gene Ontology annotation, molecular function: protein binding. Lineage: Eukaryota; Viridiplantae; Streptophyta; Magnoliopsida; Malpighiales; Euphorbiaceae. The record is from RefSeq and is a predicted model, not a curated record.
UGACAAGUUGCGAAACAGCACUCGUCUGUUACAUCAUUUAGCGACGAUGCUAGGACACACCAGCAUUUUCAUUCUCGAUUGAGCCCCCCCUCCAUUAACAUUUAACAGUGGGUUCCUAAACCCUAACUUCCGUAUCUAACCAGGAAUGAAGCGAAAGCGUGGACGCCCAAAAAAAUCUGUUGCAAAAAAGCCAAAAACUUUAGCGAAUAAGGGUGAAGAAGCUUUCUUGAACUUUGUUGGCCAAAAUGUCCAAGAAAAAUCUGCAUCAGAGCAUGUCAAUGAUAAUGGGUUUGAUCAAUUUAGUUCUGAUAAGGUCUCUAGUUCGUCUUCCUCUUCUUCUUCCUCAGGUGAAAGUGAUGAUGGGUUACAGUUUGGGAGAGUUAACAGUGAUUCUGAUGAACCACAAAUUGAUAGAAGGGUUAAGAGAACAGCUAACAGGCGUGGUAGGACUAAAAAGCUGGAAGCUUCAAAGAAAAGUUUAAAUGCCAAUGUUGUUUCUUCUAAUGGUUUGGGUUCAUCAAGCAAGAAAGAAUUACCACCAUUGAAGAUUCCAGCUCAGGAUUCAAUGUUAAAUAAGAAAGAUUUGAAAGCUUCCUUAGCGGUCAUUAAAAAGGUAAUGGAAAUGGAAGAAGCCGUACGUUUUAGUGCUCCUGUGGAUCCUGUUUCUCAGGGAUUACCCGAUUAUUUCAACAUCAUAGAUACACCAAUGGAUUUUGGAACGAUAUGUAGCAAUCUUCAAAAUGGUGUCAAGUACCUGAACUCAGAAGAUGUAUAUAAAGAUGUCGAGUACAUUUGGGAGAAUUGUCGUAAGUAUAACAAAAAGGGUGAAUAUAUUGUGUACCUUAUGAAGAGGGUGAAGAAGAAGUUUAUGAAAUACUGGACAGCAGCAGGGCUACAUAGUGAGAUAACGAAGAAGCCCAGCGGACAUUCUCAGUUAGCACCUUCUGGUGAUCAUGCUGUGGGAUAUAGCAGGCAUGAUCCAAUGUCUACAGUGAACCGUCCAGUGAGUAACCCCAUUCAGAUGCAGCAGAACAAUUUUGGCACCAGCCAGGCCCAGCCUCAGCCUCAAGUGCCUCUAUCAAGCUACACCCAACCCUAUCAUCAGUCUCAGCCAAGCACCAACCAAGUGCCACAAUUUUCCCGGUUCCCAGCUGGUGUGGAUGCAGAUAUGCCAAGGGGAGGUGGACGUUUGGGUAGGGCUCAGCGCAACCAUUCAGAUGGAGUUGUUAAUGAGGGGAGUAUGAAGGAAGGGACUGAUGUACACGCUGCAUCUAAUCUACCGCUGCCACGAACACCUAACUCAGACCCAGCUGCAAACACUCCUGUUGGAUGCACACCAUCCUCAGCAUCUGGCCCUCCAACUCCAGGAGGUGAUAUUGGAUCCUCAACCACCUCCACUACAGUUACAGGCAAUCGGCGUGCCCUUCAAGUCAUCGGUGAAGAUUUUGAUCCGCCUGAUUGUGUUCGCAUGAUCACACGUAUUUUUAAGAUGAGAUUUGAUUCGGCAGGAUACAACUGGAAGUCUGUGACUGCAGACACCAAGAACUUCUACUGGCAGGAGUUCAAGAAACACUUUGUAUGGGAUGAGGCAAUCGAGGCCUCUGUGAAAAGGAAUUGGAAUAGGAAGGCUGCAGAUCGCUAUAGGGGUAUGCUUGGUAAAUGGAGAAAGAAGAAGCCUAAAUAUCUACCUGAUAAUAUUUGGGAGAGUUGGAGGCCAUAUUGGGAGACUCCUGAGUUCAAAGCCAAAUCUGAACAGUGUUCUAAGAACCGUUUGAGCGAGACUGGUGGUCCAGGGGCUGGUCCCUCACGCCAUACAGGAGGAUCUAUCUCUUACAAAGUACAUGCAGAACGCUUGGAGGCUCAAUUACAACGACCACCACUUCCGCAUGAACUUCUAGAGGCAACACACACUAGGAAGAAGGAUGGGCAAUUUGUGGACCAAAAGUCCAAGAGUGCAUAUGAGGCGAUUUUGUCUAGGGUUCAAACUGAAUCUCAGCCCCAAGAUGGAUCUUGUGACCCGUGCUCAGUCGACGUUGCACAAAUAUAUCUGCAGGAAGUGGGUGGUGUAAAGAAGCGACAGGUUUACGGCCUUGGCUCGCAAGCAUCAGUUCUCUUUGGACGCUCUAGUGCCUCUAGCUCUUUUGCAACAUCUCGCCUUCAAAAUAAUAAUAUCGACUCUCGGAUUCAGGAGAUGGAGCAACGCAUGAAGGAGCUGGAGAUGCGUCAUCAACAGCAGCAGGAGGAGUUGCAGCAGCAAGUCCAGCAACAAGUUGCAAAGCUACUUCGUUCCCAUUUAGUAGCUAUGGCAGGUGGCUUACCUGCUCCACCUACCCUUCCUUCGCAACAUCCUCGACCACAGUCUUCAGGUGCUCAUCAAGGCAACGAUGAUGCUGCUAAUCUAGGCAGACUUUAGAUGUUGUAUCUGUUGUAUAUAAAUUUUGUACUUUUAGGCUCUGUUCGGGAACAGCGUUUGAGGGAGAGUUUAGAGUUUUGACUGUGUCAAAACACUGUUUUUAUAAAUUAUAUCCUUAGGUAGAAUAGUAUAUAAAAUAGCUGUUAGCGGAUAAGAUAGCGUUUAUUAAAAAGUUAAUCCAUCUAAUGUUCAGUGUUACCAUUUUUUGAUUAAA